Messenger RNA from Telopea speciosissima, 2107 nucleotides. RefSeq names its product BTB/POZ domain-containing protein At1g03010-like. Bases 125 to 2017 code for a protein of 630 amino acids. The transcript has 4 exons. Gene Ontology annotation, molecular function: protein binding. Lineage: Eukaryota; Viridiplantae; Streptophyta; Magnoliopsida; Proteales; Proteaceae. The record is from RefSeq and is a predicted model, not a curated record.
AGGGAUUGUGUGUGUAAGAGAGAGAGAGAGAGAGAGAGAGAGAGAGAGUUCUUCCAUGAUGUGGUUGUUCAUGAGGCAAUUCUAGUAAAGACUUUAGAGCUGAAUUGGAGUGUCAAUUUACAAGAUGGGUGUUGUUACAGUUGGUGAAUUGAAGUCAAGUAUAUCUGGGAAGAGAUCAUUCAGACCCAGCUCAAGUACAAGGCAUACUACUGAAUGGCCAAUUUCUGAUGUUUCCAGUGAUCUCACAGUUGAAGUAGGAGCAACAAACUUCUCACUUCACAAGUUCCCUCUGGGAUCCCGUAGCGGCAGAAUCCGGAAGCUGUUGCUGGAAGCAAAGGAGACAAAAGUUUCACGGAUAAGCUUGGCCUCAGUUCCAGGUGGAUCAGAGGGAUUUGAGCUAGCUGCAAAGUUCUGUUAUGGUGUAAAUGUUGAGAUCACACUAUCAAAUGUUGCAAUGCUACGGUGUAUGGCUCACUACCUAGAAAUGACAGAUGAAUUUGCAGAAAAGAAUUUGGAAAGCAGAACUGAAAUCUAUAUAAAGGAGAUGGUACUACCAAAUAUCUCAAACUCCAUAUCUGUUCUUCAUCGUUGUGAAACCCUCCUACCUCUAGCAGAAGACAUCAACCUGGUUAGUAGGAUUAUCAAUGGAAUUGCAUCCAAUGCCUGUAAAGAGCAACUCACUUCUGGUUUAUCCAAACUUGAGCCAAACUUCCCUGUCAAAUCUAUGCCAAAUAUAGAACCAGAAACUCCAUCAGAUUGGUGGGGAGAGGGGCUCACAAUGCUUAACCUAGAUUUCUUCCAGGGGGUUCUGUCAGCAGUAAAAUCAAAGGGCCUGAAACAAGACACGAUCAGCAGGAUUUUAAUAAACUAUGCACAUACCUCUCUCCAAGGUCUUAUUGUCAAAGACACUCAAUUGGUGAAAGGUAGCUUCCUGGAUGCAGAAUUGCAGAAAAAACAGAGAGUGAUUGUUGAAGCAAUAGUAAGUUUACUACCAACCCAGUCACGAAAGAGUUCAGUACCAAUUGCAUUUCUUUCAAGUUUGUUAAAAACUGCAAUAAUGGGGUCAGCCUCUGCCACUUGCAAAGCCGACUUAGAGAGAAGAAUUGGUCUGCAACUUGACCAAGCUAUUCUUGAAGAUAUCCUCAUUCCUGCCAACUCACAUGGCAACAAUCACCAUCCUCUGUAUGAUACAGAUUCAAUAUUCAGGAUAUUUUCCAUCUUCCUAAACUUAGAUGAAGAUGACGACGAGGAGAACCAAUUAAGGGAUGAAAGUGAAAUGUGUUAUGACUUUGACAGCCCUGGAUCUCCAAAACAAAGCUCAAUUCUCAAGGCAUCAAAGCUACUGGACAAUUACCUGGCAGAAAUUGCACUGGAUUCAAACUUGAUGCCAUCAAAGUUCAUUGCCCUAGCAGAACUACUACCAGACCAUGCCCGUAUUGUGACUGAUGGCUUAUACAGAGCUGUUGAUAUCUUCCUCAAGGUUCAUCCCAAUAUCAAGGACUCUGAACGCUACCGGCUGUGCAAAACCAUUGACUGUCAAAAAUUAUCUCAGGAAGCCUGCAGCCAUGCAGCUCAAAAUGAAAGGUUACCUGUGCAAAUGGCAGUCCAAGUGCUCUACUUUGAGCAGAUCAGGCUUCGGAAUGCAAUGAAUGGGGGUCACAAUCAGUUCUUCUUUGGUUCAAUCAACAGCCAGUUUCCUCAACGCUCAAGCAGUGGUGCAGGCAGUGGAGCCAUCUCCCCAAGAGACAACUAUGCUUCUGUCAGAAGAGAGAAUAGAGAGCUGAAGCUUGAAGUUACAAGAAUGAGAAUGAGGCUGACAGACUUGGAGAAAGAUCACAUCUCUAUGAAACAGGGGCUUGUUCGGUCAAAUCCUGCUAAUAAGAUACUUAAAUCUUUUACCAAGAAGCUAAGCAGGCUCAAUGUCUUAUUCCGAAUAAAAGAAGUCAAGCCCCUUAGUGCCAAAACUACUUCAGAAGCUCGGUUUCUAUUUCAGAAACGAAGGCCCCAUUCUCUUUAGUGACCAUAUCUGAGUGUGUAUAAGAGUGUAUAGAAAAAGAUGGUUUUGUUUCUGAUCUCAGUUAAUUGUUUGAGACUUUAUCUAUGUUCA